Molecule: messenger RNA, 405 nt
Organism: Cooperia oncophora
Lineage: Eukaryota; Metazoa; Nematoda; Chromadorea; Rhabditida; Trichostrongylidae
Source: the annotation of a GenBank genome assembly
AUGAUGGUACUAGCUCCACCAACCGAAAACCUUACCCGAAUAAAUGAUGAGCUGAGCAAGUUACUCGUGGAAAUGGCAGACAGAUUUUCGAAAGAUGUUAAUUCAUUAAAAUCCGAGCUGGAGUCAGUAAAGGCUGCACAACGUCCUGAUCCUUGCAAUCUUCGAGUUGCACGCGAAUUAGACAAAGGUUGUUUUGAAAUCGUCUGGGAUUUGCCAAUGGUUAAAUGUUAUAAGGUGCUCACAAAUGGUGUUGAAAGUGGUGUUGUGCGAGCACCGAAUAAUGCUGCUCGGAUUUCGGAUGUCGAACCUGGAGUGGAAAUUAAUGUACAGUUGCAAGCCGUUCAUCUUGACGGGAGUGUUGGCGAGCCUUCGAAACCACUCACAAUACGAACAACUCCGCGGUGA